This is a messenger RNA of Oenanthe melanoleuca, 4333 nucleotides long. RefSeq names its product potassium voltage-gated channel modifier subfamily S member 1 (gene KCNS1). Gene Ontology annotation, biological process: potassium ion transmembrane transport; regulation of delayed rectifier potassium channel activity; protein homooligomerization. Bases 1123 to 2526 code for a protein of 467 amino acids. The transcript has 3 exons. Gene Ontology annotation, cellular component: voltage-gated potassium channel complex; membrane. NCBI's taxonomy places the organism in Eukaryota, Metazoa, Chordata, Aves, Passeriformes, Muscicapidae. Gene Ontology annotation, molecular function: delayed rectifier potassium channel activity; protein binding. The record is from RefSeq and is a predicted model, not a curated record.
GGGGCGGAGUGGGGACCCGCGGCAUCGGCAUCCCGGGGAGCUGCCGGCACAGGCAUCCCGGGGCGCGGCGAGGACAUUAAGAUCGGUAACACAGGGACCGGGGCACCUACAACCCGAGUACCCGGGCUACCAGAACCCCCGGGCAUUGCAGGGGUCAGCACCCUGGGGUGCGUCGGGGACCUGGGGCAGCGGCAUCCCGUGGUGAGAGGGCAACCGGAGCAGCGGCAUGCAGAGAUGAGCGGGGAGGCGAGGCACCGGCAUCCCGGGGUAAGCGGGGAGCUGCCGUGCCAGCAUCCACACCCCGGGAUGCUGCUGGGUGCCGGGACACAGGGACUCUCCUCCCCGUCCCUCUGCGGGCGGGUGUAGGGGAGUCCCUCGCCCCCAGCCUGCCUCCCCCGGGGACUGCAUUCCCCUCCCCGGGGAACGGAGCACGGAGAUCCCUCUGGAGAGCUGUGCAGGCGCAGCGUGAGACCUGGGAGUGGAGGCUGGCACAGCGCUGGGCUGUUGGUAGUCACCCUCUCCUGCUCCCGAGGCAUCUCCAUCUCCAGCCCUGAGCGUUUCGGUGGCCUCUCAGCGUACAGCAGCAGCUUGUGCUCUGCCUGCAGGGAGCAGCCAGUAGUGGGAAUCCCCCUUCCAUUCUCCCUACUGCCUGCCUGGCAAACCCCCGCGCCGCCCAAGGCAGGGCUUGGUCCUGAGCGUCUUCAAGCCGAUGAGCACAGAGACGUUCAGCAAUGGGGCUCUGCAGGGGCAAUUUUGGAUGACCAAAAAGCAGAUGUGUACCUAAUCCUGUCUCAGCAUAUGGGGACACCACCCUGCAAGAGCUGGGACACCACCUAGCUCCGCUGGCCCCCUCAAGUACUCAGCAGGGGACCCCCAGUCCUACACCAGUCCCAUGGAUAUCCUGCACAGGAUCUCCUCAGUGGUUUGCAGCCACCACCCCUGCACACCUGGGACAUACACGGUCACAGGCCCCGGGUGACAGGGCAUUUAGGCUACAGGCAAAGGAUAAGAGGUUCCUCCUCCUCCUCUACGGAUUUCUAAUGGCUCCUUUGAGACAAGCCACACGACUCCCUGCUGAGAAGCCUCGCUGAAGCUGUGGAACCUGCUCCUGCUCUGCUGAUCAUGGUCAACAAGACCUUAAACUACUGGGGUCCCAGUUUUGAGGAGGACGUUAUCAACAUCAACGUGGGGGGUCUGCGGAGGCGGCUCAGCUCCAGCGCCCUCUCCAAGUUCCCUGACACACGCCUGGGCCGGCUGCUGUCCUGCGACUCAGAGGAGUCCAUCCUACAGCUCUGCGAUGACUACGACGUGAGCGCCAGGGAGUUCUACUUUGACAGGAACCCCGGCUUCUUCCUCUACGUCCUCCACUUCUACCAGACGGGCAAGCUGCAUGUCAUGGAGGAGCUGUGCGUCUUCUCCUUCUGCCAGGAGAUCGAGUACUGGGGCAUCAACGAGUUCUUCCUGGACUCCUGCUGCAGCUACCGCUACCACGAGCGCAAGCUGGAGAGCCGGCACCACAACUGGGAUGAGGAGAGUGAGGUGAGCAGCGUGGACACGUCCCCUGAUGAGAUCUCUGACAUCAACCACGAGCUGCUGCGCUAUAGCACCCUGCGCUGCGGCAAUGUGCGCAAGCGCCUCUGGCUCACCAUGGAGAACCCCGGCUACUCCAUCCCCAGCAAACUCUUCAGCUUCGUGUCCAUCAGCGUGGUGCUGGUGUCCAUAGCCACCAUGUGCAUCCACAGCAUGCCCGAGUACCAGGAGGUGGAUGAGAAUGGCAACGUGCUCGAUGAACCCAUCCUGCACAAGCUGGAAUAUUUCUGCAUCUCCUGGUUCACCUUCGAAGUGAGCGCCCGCCUCUUGCUCUCACCCAACCCCAGGAAGUUCUUCAAGCACCCUCUGAACCUGAUUGACAUUGUCUCAGUGCUGCCCUUCUACUUCACCCUCCUGGUGGACGUGACCAUGGGCAGUGACUCGGAGCUGGGCAACCUGGGCAAGGUGGUGCAGGUGUUUCGGCUCAUGAGGAUAUUCCGGGUGCUGAAGCUGGCUCGGCACUCCACAGGACUGAGGUCAUUGGGGGCCACCUUGAGGCACAGCUACCGGGAGGUGGGCAUCCUGCUGCUCUACCUGGCUGUGGGGGUCUCUGUCUUCUCUGGAGUGGCCUACACUGCUGAGAAGGAGGAAGACGUCGGCUUUGACACCAUCCCAGCAUGCUGGUGGUGGGGCACAGUCAGCAUGACCACCGUGGGCUACGGCGACGUGGUGCCCGUCACCGUGGCAGGGAAGCUGGCGGCCUCAGGCUGCAUCCUGGGGGGCAUCCUGGUGGUGGCACUGCCCAUCACCAUCAUCUUCAACAAGUUCUCUCACUUCUACCGCAAGCAGAAGGCGCUGGAGGCGGCCGUGAGGAACAGCGGCAAGAAGGACCCUGAGGAGGUGGGGAGUGUCUCAGAGGCUCUGAGCGAGACCUCCCUGGGCAGGGCCAGCCCUGAGUGCCCUGGGCUGGCCUCUGAUGGGCACCCCAGCCCCUGAGCCCUGGCACUGCAGCCCUGGGCACGUGGGACCUGGCAUGUGGUGACACGGCAGAGGAGCUAUGGCUGGCAUUGCCCCUGCCCAUGAAGGACACCAGGGGUUGGAGCAGAUUGCCCAGAGGGUGUUGGAUGCUUCCAGACCCUGUGCCUGCCUGGAUGUGUCUCAGCAUUCACCAUGCUCACCCAUGGCUGCAAAGGGAGGUUGUGGUACUCGAUAUACCCCUGCCAUAAAGGGAGGCAGAAAAUAAGAAAUACAAAUGACUCCUGAUCAGGCACUGCCCCAGAGGCAUGGAGAGGGACUUUCCUCUGCCCUAAGGUUUUGUCUUGUCCAGGGUGAGGUUAAAUAGCUCAAGGAUGAGGCAGCCCUCAACCAGGCUGUUAUAGAUCCUGUGCCAUGUCGACAGCUCCAGCCCCAGCCUUGUCCUACCCCAGUUGAAAACAGCCUGAAAAGGCUCAACUGCCCCUCCAGCCAUAAAGGAAAGGGGCCUGGGAAUGAGUCUGUAUGGGAAGAGAGGUAGUGUCCAGCUCAGGUUGAGCCCCAUGGUCCCCAGCCCCUGCAGUGGGAUCGACUGAACCUCACCUUUCCAUUGCAGCCAGGAUUUAUCUGCUCUCCUGCACUGUCACUGCCAGGACACCCCUGGGGCUGUGCUGGGAGCGUGGCACAACUUGGAGCACUGGCCACACAAGGGGGAAGGACACCAGCUGGGGAUGACCAGGCAGAAGAAACACUGUCCUCUGAAGCAGAAGCAGUCAAAGGGGUCAAGCUGGGGGAACUGAGGAGCCAGUCCCAGUGGGGUUGUCCCUCAAGCCCUGGUCUCCCUCACCACAGCCCCUAGCUUUGCUUAAUUCUGCCUCUUCCCUCCCUGUCUCAGGGCCAGGCAGGGUUAGGAGGGCUGUAAUCAGGGGGUCACACUGCCCCGGGUAUCCUCACAGGAAACACCUUCCCUCUGCAGGGAGAGAGCUGGGGCAGAGGGGACCUUGCACCACUUUUGUCACUGCAGGCUCUGAGCACCUCACAGCCAGGGAGCUCAACCUGGAAUACCAAACCUCUUCCUGUCUGGACCCCCAGCUCACCUGAGCACUUUGGGGGCUGUACCCAGCACAGCAUUAAUUCCCUACAGAGCUUUGCCUUGCCCUCCCACCCCAUUCUCUGUUUGGAAAUUGUGCAGCUCCGUUGCACACAAAGGAGCACACCCAGCAAUGCCUGUUUUGAGCAGGAGAAACGUGCAUCCUGCAAUCCCAAACCACCUCAAACACACUUUGAAGGCUGCAGGAUGACCCCAGGUACCUGGAUCAUGAGUUUGCUGCUGGUUCUCCUGGCUGGGUUUCAGCACAGCUGUAGUUGCAGUGCCUGUUCUGCCCAUAGCAAUCUGCUGGUCACAGACAAGGAAAGCCAAACCAACACUGGUGCAGGUCCAGCCUUUCCAAACUCAGUGGGACUCAGGUAGGGUCCCCAAGGAAUGGUGGUGAUGUGGGAUGGGGGAUGCUCAUACUUCCAGCAUCAUCAAGUCUUCCAGUACUGAUGGUUCAUGAUCUGCUCUGCUUAUUCCUGCUGGGAGCUGGGACUGAAGAGCAGCACCCUCUGCUCCAGCCAGCUCCUGAUGCACUGUUACUUGAAUACAGGAAGGAGUUUCCCCUUCUCAACAUAAAUAUUCCAGUAGCAAAAUGUAUUCAAAUGUGAAGAGCAAAUUACAUCUAUUAAUGAAAAAAGCAUUAUGCAAAUAAUUAGGAGCAUGUAAAUGAAUUUUCUAUCUAUGCAUGGGAUGCAUACUGUAUAUUUUAUUAAAGACCUCAGUGAUCUGCUGUGG